AUGGCUUGGCGCGUGGGGGUAUGUCGUCGUGAUCGGGAAUGAUUGGUUGUUGGUGAUUGGUGAACCAACGAUCACGGGGAAGAGACUCCCGCGGCUUUUUGAUAAAUUUUAAUCUUCUUGCGUGUUUUCAUUGCCUCGUGUUUUCGGGUUACCACUUUUCUGGGGUACGGUAGGAGGGACGCACGCUAACGUAGGCGGAUUCAAACAUACAGAUCAACAAGCCGCAUCUGGCGUACACGAUCUUGGGCGGAUUCACGUCUAUUUUCAUGCUGGUUUCCUUAUUUAUCAAGGAAAAAUUGUACAUCGGCGAAGCUAGUGAGUGCGCUGGCUUGGAAUUUGACGGUAGAAAGGGCCUAAUUAAUUGUUAUAGCCGUUGCGACGAUAUGUGGUAUCAUCUUUGGUCCCUCGGCUGCCGGGUUGUUCGAUCCCCAGACAUGGGGGAAUGUUGACCAAAUUACGUUGGAAGCGUCCCGGAUAGUCCUUGUCGUUCAAUGUUUUGCCGUCGGGGUCGAAUUGCCGAAGGUUGGACCUUCCUCGAUUUUCGCUUGAUUUAUUUUUAUACUGAUCGCUUGCGUAGAAAUACAUGGAGCGUCAUUGGAAGUCUGUGGUCUUUCUCCUGAUCCCUGUGAUGACAUGGGGAUGGUUGAUCACUUCUCUGAUCAUUUGGUGGAUGAUACCGUCCCUGAACUGGCUAGAUUCGCUCACUAUAGCUGCCUGUGUCACGGCAACGGAUCCCGUUCUUGCAUCUUCAGUUGUUGGAAAGGGUAAAUUCGCCCGCCGAAUUCCUAAGCACCUUCGUGAUAUCCUUUCCGCCGAGUCGGGGUGUAAUGACGGAAUGGCUUUUCCGUUUAUUUACCUGGCGCUCUACUUGAUUCAGUACAGGCCUAACGCUACCAGUGUAUUUUACCACUGGUUUUGCUUCACGGUUCUCUACGAGUGCCUCUUUGGAGCGAUUUAUGGAGCUUGCAUUGGCUACGCGGGACGACGCGCUAUUCGCUGGGCCGAGGGUAAGAACAUUAUUGAUCGCGAGAGUUUCUUGGUGUUUUAUUUCACACUUGCCCUUUGGUGUGCUGGAACUGGAAGUAUGCUUGGGCUGGAUGAUCUCCUGGUUGGGUUUUGCGCUGGUGUCGCAUUUUCAAACGAUGGAUGGUUUGCCCAAAAGACCGAGGAAUCUCACGUUUCCAACGUUAUCGACUUGCUGCUUAAUUUGGCUUACUUUGUCUACUUUGGCUCGAUUAUCCCGUGGGCAGACUUCAACAGGCCCAGUUGGGGGAUCACACCGUGGAGGCUUGUUGUUGUUGCCCUAUUUGUGAUAUUAUUCAGGCGGAUCCCGGUAAUGGUUGCCCUGAAGCCGCUGAUUCCUGAUAUAAAGACUUGGCGAGAGGCGCUUUUUGCUGGCCAUUUCGGACCCAUUGGCGUAGGUGCUAUCUUCGUUGCGAUUCUGGCCAGAGCAGAGCUCGAAACCCAUUCGACUACGCCCACACCUAGGGGGGACUUUGCUGAGCUGGAGAAAACAAAUAAGCACUUUAUCUUGAUUUCGUUGAUUUGGCCGAUUACAUGCUUUCUGGUCAUUUCUUCGAUUGUGGUUCACGGGUCCUCGAUUGCCGUCUUUACGCUCGGAAAACGUAUCAAUACCAUGAAGAUUACCAUGUCUUACACUACGGCCAACGAGGAACCGAAUUGGCUUGCUAGGCUUCCGAGAAUUACGCCCAAGACAUCAAUGUCCAUUCGCAAACCCGACAUGGACGAGUCUUCGGAUGAAAAAUCGACCAUGGUUACCGAUCGGAUGGUCCCUCCUGGGACUCUUCCUGCGCCAGGCGGUAUUCCCGGUGGAUUCCAGACGAGAGAAAAUGGCCUUCGUGAUACCGAUAGCCCGGCGGUAAGCAGGCCAGCCAGUAUCAGGGCCAAACGUAGAAGGAAUUGGGAAUCCGGAAUAGGGCCCGGUGGACCGAUAUCUGAUUCGGCUAUAGCGCCCCGCAGGAGAAGGGAUGAAGAAGAAGCCAAUGUGGCUAUCCCGGAAACUGCAGCUAAGGGGGGCGAUAGCUAUGGGUAUUCCCUUCAGCCCCUUGAGGGCAGGGGUAAUGGAACCGAAGUAUACCAAGAAGGCAGGAAUAUCAUUGUGGAGAACGAGCGGGGCGAUGUGUUGGGACAAACCAAAGUCCCACAAACACCUGUCGAUGAACCUGUCGGCCCCUUGGAUGCUCUUAGGAGACCACGGCACGAACAUCGUCCGCAUCGUGAGAGGGAGGAGGAAGAAAGGGAAAGGGAAUCCGAGAGACGACCCCCUAAAAAGAUUGAAAAGGCCACCGCUCAUGAGGUCACCGAUGAGAGAUCGGCUCUCAGAGCCGUUCGGGAGGAAAACAAGCUUGAGGGUGAAGGACGUCGCCGAGAGCCGGCAUGGGCUUAUCGUUUCGAUGACAACAUUGUAGUCGAAGAUGAAGAUGGAGAAAUUAUUCGCAGGUAUAAGCUGCCCAAGACGAGGCGACCCAGCGCCAGUUCGAAACGCGCAAACACGCUUGAGAAUUUGAUGGGUUUCUUCGGGGGUAAGAAGAAGGAUAAAACUUCUCCAGAAGAUGCCCAACCCGAUGACGACAAUGAUGAUGCCAAGACUGUGUAUUCCGAGGACGAAGAAGAACCUCGUGACAAGGGGAUACAUUUUAGGAUGCAUGAUGAACGCGGGAGGAAGAUGAGCAAACAAGAGUUCUUACACCAGCUGCAGAAGAUGGAUCCCCAUGCCCGUGCGGCAAUGGCCAGCAGGAGCGAACUGCCGGAGAAUUCCCAGGAAAGUGACCUUGCAGCAGCGCUCCGCGCACGUGCUGUUUCUGGCCAAAAGGAGUUACUCCAAGUCCCCCCAUCGGCUCCCCAAGUCGAUCGCCCCAAGAACGAACCCGGCAGCUUUACGCCUCUCGAUGGACCAAGUUCCAGAUCCUCCGGCGAGUCGCUGAACUCCAGAUAUGAGCAGAAACACCCGGUCACCAGCGUAAAAUCGACCGACUCAAAACUAGGCGAUGAACGUGACGAGGAGACUGCGGCGGAGAGGAAGAGACGUGAGGCUGCGCUCGGACUCACAGGAUACGACGAACCGGAUAGUGAUGACGACGGUGGACCCGGCUGGCGCAUGACUGACGCAUCCGGUAGCAGCGCCCAGGGGCCAACCAGAAGCCCGGGUAUUCGUUUUGCUGACCAACCGCGCACGCCCAGCACAGGGCCUCCUGUUGGUCUCGCGCCUAGAGGAAAGACGCUGAGUUGGGGGAAAGACGUGGUGACGGGGAAAGGUAAGGAGAGGGAAUGA
Molecule: messenger RNA, 3292 nt
Organism: Tuber aestivum (summer truffle)
Lineage: Eukaryota; Fungi; Ascomycota; Pezizomycetes; Pezizales; Tuberaceae
Source: the annotation of a GenBank genome assembly